Messenger RNA from Stereum hirsutum FP-91666 SS1, 1106 nucleotides. RefSeq names its product ATP12-domain-containing protein. Gene Ontology annotation, cellular component: mitochondrion. The coding region runs from base 13 to 870 and encodes 285 amino acids. The transcript is spliced from 6 exons. The record is from RefSeq and is a predicted model, not a curated record. Lineage: Eukaryota; Fungi; Basidiomycota; Agaricomycetes; Russulales; Stereaceae. Gene Ontology annotation, biological process: mitochondrial proton-transporting ATP synthase complex assembly.
GUCAUUACCACCAUGUCUGCCAUUCGACUUGGUCGCUCAUUACCUCCUGUGCUUGCUACUUGCAGGCUUCAACCAUGGCAAGCUCCCAUCACUUCUUGGAAGCGUGCGUUUGCCGUCGCUACGGAAGGUGCUCCCCUCACGGCCACGAAUCGUGCGGAGACUAGCAUGAAACGAUUUUGGAAGACUGUUGAUGUUGAGAAAAAGGGCGACGCGUUGACCGUGACGUUGGAUAAACGACCGCUGAAGACACCGUCGGGGAACCAGCUGCUCGUUCCUCCACACAAAAAAUUAGUGGCCACCUUGAUCGCUUCGGAGUGGGAGAACCAAUUGACGUUAUUGAAACCUCAUGCACUCCCGAUGACUUCGCUCACAGCACGGGCCAUUGAUGCUAUGGCCGAGGAAACGUCGCGGGCAGAAGUACGGGAUACGCUCUUGAAGUACCUGGAUACCGAUACAAUAUGCUUUCACGCAGACGAGCCUCCGCCUGUGGUCCGCUUACAAAACGAGCAUUGGAUGCCUAUUCUCGAUUGGGUCCGCUCAGAGUUUGAUGUGGAAAUCAAGACCUUCGACUCCAUUCUCUUCCAUCCGCAACCCAAAGAGACGAAGGAGAAGUUUAGCAAGAUCCUGAGUGAGUUUGACCAGUGGGAAAUGGCCGCCAUGGAACACGUUGCAUACACGGCCAAGUCGUUCCUGAUUGCACUUGCUGUUGUGCACAAGCGGCUCACCGUGGAACAGGCUGCAUUAGCGGCUAGGGUCGAGGUGUCCAGUCAGAUUGAGCGAUGGGGCGAAGUCGAAGAUUCUCACGAUGUAGACCAUCAUGAUGUUCGGCGGCAUAUAGGAAGUGCAGCCUGUCUUCUGGCGGAGAUCUAGUUUACUACUUCGAUGUCGCCUGUUCAGUUUACUCAUCCCCAUCAGUUUCCAGCUUAAAUCUGGUCCAUGUACUACUAUAUGGACCUUGGUGCAAACCUGAUUCCCCGUACGGGUGGAAAGGAUCAAAAUACUCGAAAUAUGCCGACCGGCGAUUCGGUACUGUUGUGUGGGCCACAAUUGCUGUAUUUCAAUUUGCCAUGCGCCACAAUGCCAAGACCGCGCAAUUUCAAUUUGAC